AUGGACGAGAUGGAAGAGGAGCUGAAAUGCCCCGUGUGCGGCUCCUUCUACCGGGAGCCGCUCAUCCUGCCCUGCUCGCACAACCUCUGCCAGGCCUGCGCCCGCAACAUCCUGGUGCAGACGCCCGAGGCCGAGUCCCCGCAGAGCCGCCGGGCCUCGGGCGUCUCCGACUACGACUACCUGGACCUGGACAAGAUGAGCCUGUACAGCGAGGCGGACAGCGGCUACGGCUCCUACGGCGGCUUCGCCAGCGCGCCCACCACCCCGUGCCAGAAAUCCCCCAACGGGGUGCGGGUCUUCCCCCCGGCCGCGCCGCCGCCGCCCCACCUGCCCCCGGCCGGCCUGGCCCCCGUGCCCCGCAACGCCUGCCUCACCUGCCCGCAGUGCCACCGCAGCCUCCUCCUGGACGAGCGGGGGCUGCGCGGCUUCCCCAAGAACCGGGUGCUGGAGGGGGUGAUCGACCGCUACCAGCAGAGCAAGGCGGCGGCGCUGCGCUGCCAGCUGUGCGAGAAGGCGCCCAAGGAGGCCACGGUGAUGUGCGAGCAGUGCGACGUCUUCUACUGCGAGCCCUGCCGCCUGCGCUGCCACCCGCCCCGGGGCCCGCUGGCCAAACACCGCCUGGUGCCGCCGGCCCAGGGCCGGGUGAGCCGCCGGCUCAGCCCCCGCAAGAUCUCCACCUGCACGGACCACGAGCUGGAGAACCACAGCAUGUACUGCGUGCAGUGCAAGGUGCCCGUCUGCUACCAGUGCCUGGAGGAGGGCAAGCACUCCAGCCACGAGGUCAAGGCCCUGGGCGCCAUGUGGAAGCUGCACAAG
Messenger RNA from Terrapene triunguis (Three-toed box turtle), 816 nucleotides. Its product is annotated as E3 ubiquitin-protein ligase TRIM9. Gene Ontology annotation, molecular function: zinc ion binding. Lineage: Eukaryota; Metazoa; Chordata; Testudines; Emydidae. The record is from RefSeq and is a predicted model, not a curated record. The annotation marks the transcript as partial. The transcript has a single exon.